This is a messenger RNA of Drosophila ficusphila, 1552 nucleotides long. RefSeq lists its product as uncharacterized. The record is from RefSeq and is a predicted model, not a curated record. The transcript is spliced from 3 exons. NCBI's taxonomy places the organism in Eukaryota, Metazoa, Arthropoda, Insecta, Diptera, Drosophilidae. Bases 196 to 1320 code for a protein of 374 amino acids.
CGCCGGUCGAAGAAGCGAACACAACGCGUUUGCGCAUGCGCGUGGAUCAUGAACGGAUCAUGAACGGACGUGCCUGAAAUUCGCAAUUCAAACAUUGGCUAAAAAGAAUACCACCAAGUGGAGAAUUCUACCGCAAGUGUCAAGUGACCGACAGCCAAACAAAUUAAAAAUUUAUAUCCCCCAAACCAAAAAAGCAUGCGUGAACGCAGUCAAACGACUCCGCGAAGGCGACGAGCGGGUCCCAAACAGCCGCUGCCUGGCAGCUCCACCUCCGAGGGAGUUGGCGCCCUGGAAUCCCCCUAUUACACCAUUGACAACACGGAGGACAUUUAUGGAACCACCUUGCUGCCAUCGCAACGCUGCUACGUGGAUCCCUGGGAUCUGGAGAACUAUGAUUAUGUGCGCAAGAAGAUCGACGAUCACGAGGCGGUGGAACCAGCUUAUGGGGGAGGUAACUCCCUGACUCCGAGUCCCACUUACGGCUAUGGAGUGGGCAUGUCCGCCACCAUGCCACGCCCACACACACAAACACGCCGCGUUUCGCGUGCCCAGUGUCAGCUGGAGUGCUGUGUGCCCCAAAGGACGCGUCGCAGGAGUCGAGGUGUUCGCAAGGAGCCACUCUACACGGCAAGGAGCGACAUCUACGGAGCACCCAGUCGCUACGAGGACUACAUGGCCACCAUGACCAGGCAGCUGCACCUAGAUGACCACGAGGACGAGGAGCCCGAGGACCUUUACGGCGAGGAGCAGCGACAACUAUACAACGGAUUUGGGGGCUUCUCCAGCACCAGUUCCACGGAGCACCCCUCGUCCAUUGGGGAUGAGCAGCCGGUUCUCCAGCGACGGGCAGCCACUUUGCAAAGACGCUCCGUUCCCAGUCAAAUGAACAAGAUUAACAACAACAACAUGAGCUAUGGAACGGCUCCUCAUCCGCGAAGGAAGCGAAGUGGCAAGACGGCUUCCCCUCUGACCAUUCCACCGCAGAUCGAUUUUCCCGCCCCGCCCCCUUUGUCGCCCGCCUACGACUACUGCAAUCCAUACGCUACACUGCCGUACUGCAGCGUUCCGGAUUGCAGUGAAUGCCAGCAGCAGAUCUACAGCGCCCCCUCCACGCUCUACGGAACCAUGGGUGGCGCAGGAGGAGGAGGUGAGGGGGGAUCCAGGGUGAGGGGAUCAUCCCCCCACUCCAGCGGAGGCGACUCGUCGCUCUACUCGGGAAUUUACGCCCGUAAAUUCGGACUGAGCAAGAAGGGUCUGCUGCAGAUCGAUUACUCCUGCAGCUGGAACGAUCUGGAUCGGGUGAUGCAGCGCCAUUUCUGAGAUCCUUGGUCCUUCAGCAGGUGCUUGGGUUAGGGUUACCAUCCACAUCACCGUCCGCAUCACGUUUGCACCGAACGCGAACAGAAACAUCUUUGUACUUAAGUCAUUUUGCAUAUAAAACAUACAAAACACACAUACACACACACAAUACCAAAUAACUGAACAUGUUUGUCGUAGAUUUAUAGUUCUUCAUUAUUGAAAUUUACUGAAUAAACAUUUGAAAGUCAUUAAA